CGCACGCGCGCGCGCGCGUGAGUUUCCGCAAAUGGCGGCGUGAUGGCGGAGCUGGCGAGCUCCGGGACUCCCGGUGGUCACGGACACGGACACGGCUCCUCCCCCUCCCCCUCCCCCGGGCCCGGGCCCGGCGACAAACCCGCCAACAAGUGGGUGCGGCUCAAUGUGGGCGGAACUUACUUCAUCAGCACCAAACAGACCCUGUGCCGCGACCCCAAGUCCUUCCUGGGCCGACUGUGCCAGGAGGACCCGGACCUGGCCUCCGACAAGGAUGACACCGGUGCCUAUCUCAUAGACCGAGACCCAACAUAUUUUGGGCCAAUCCUAAACUACCUGCGACAUGGGAAACUGAUCAUUAACAAGGACUUGGCUGAGGAGGGAGUACUAGAGGAGGCAGAGUUCUACAACAUCGUCUCACUCGUUCGAUUAGUCAAGGAACGAAUCCGAGACCUUGAGAACAGAACCUCACAGGGUCCAGUCAAACAUGUUUACCGUGUGCUGCAGUGCCAGGAAGAGGAGCUUACCCAGAUGGUCUCCACAAUGUCAGAUGGUUGGAAAUUUGAACAGCUCAUUAGCAUUGGAUCCUCAUAUAACUAUGGCAAUGAAGAUCAGGCUGAAUUCCUCUGUGUCGUCUCCAGGGAGCUGAAUAACUCAACCAAUGGGAUUGUCAUCGAGCCUAGUGAAAAAGCCAAGAUUCUCCAAGAGCGAGGCUCCAGGAUGUGAAUUCCCUGGAGCGGAAUCAGUGUUUACAUUCCAUCCCUUGAGGAGAAGUUACCUUCUGUCAGAGACAACCAAUGUUUGCUCCACUCCAAUGUCAGUCAGCCUUCAGACAGCUCUCAAACCACUGGGAGUAAUUAACUAAGGAAUCUUAACUUCUCUGCCUUUCAGUUGAGGCCUGAGGAAGACGGCACAACACUUACUUAAUAUUUUGAAAUUAAUUGUAAAGCUGCCAAAUUUCCUGUUUGUGUAUUAAAACGACGCAUUUAAAUGCCUUCACUAGACUUGCGUGUUUGGCUUUUGCCUCACCGAUUGGGAAAGCAGAAGCGUGGUCUGUCGUGUCAUUGACGCGAGACAAAGUGUUUGAUGUGAGAAUUCCUUUUCGUGCUUUAGUGCUCUCUGUGCAUGAUUUCUUUGGUUGCUGUGAUGUAAUUAUUAGGUAAACUCUUAUUUAAAUGAAGUGCUGGAAUUGUGGUUGAUGUGAGUUUUGAUCAUUUGUUUCUAGUCAUUGUUUAAGAUGUGAUGUAACGAUUCCACCACUUUACAGACUUUCCCCCAACUGAUAAUAAAAGCGUGGUUGGUUCCUGCACACACGAGAAUGUGGCUGAAUGCGCUCUGGCUUUAUUUUGCUUGUUCACAUUGGAUUAAACAUAUCUUUUAAUGUU
Callorhinchus milii (elephant shark) is the source of this 1382-nucleotide messenger RNA. Its product is annotated as BTB/POZ domain-containing protein KCTD2. The transcript is spliced from 6 exons. Lineage: Eukaryota; Metazoa; Chordata; Chondrichthyes; Chimaeriformes; Callorhinchidae. Gene Ontology annotation, biological process: proteasome-mediated ubiquitin-dependent protein catabolic process; protein homooligomerization. Gene Ontology annotation, molecular function: cullin family protein binding. The record is from RefSeq and is a predicted model, not a curated record. The coding region runs from base 43 to 723 and encodes 226 amino acids. Gene Ontology annotation, cellular component: cytoplasm; Cul3-RING ubiquitin ligase complex.